Messenger RNA from Phytophthora nicotianae INRA-310, 240 nucleotides. RefSeq lists its product as hypothetical. NCBI's taxonomy places the organism in Eukaryota, Oomycota, Peronosporomycetes, Peronosporales, Peronosporaceae. The coding region runs from base 1 to 240 and encodes 79 amino acids. The record is from RefSeq and is a predicted model, not a curated record. The transcript has a single exon.
AUGCUGGCUAUAUACUUUCAGUCGCUACGCAAGAUUCCUGAUUUGAAGGUUGUGGGCGAGAACUUGCAGGUAGCGGCGCAGUACAAGUUGUGGUGGGAUCUUGGAAUGAGUCCAAGUGAUGUCGCCAAAUGUCUGGGCAUUACUGAGUUGUUGGAGUCCGGGAAAGUAAUGAGUGAUCCAAGUUUUAUCAUUUAUUUCGGAUUCAUCGAGGUGUGGUUACGGAAAAUAAAAGUCGAUUGA